Molecule: messenger RNA, 2150 nt
Organism: Vollenhovia emeryi
Lineage: Eukaryota; Metazoa; Arthropoda; Insecta; Hymenoptera; Formicidae
Gene: TfIIB
Product: transcription initiation factor IIB
Exons: 5
Coding region: 128-1075 (315 amino acids)
Biological process (GO): transcription initiation at RNA polymerase II promoter; transcription preinitiation complex assembly
Cellular component (GO): transcription preinitiation complex; nucleus
Molecular function (GO): TBP-class protein binding; RNA polymerase II general transcription initiation factor activity
Source: RefSeq, a predicted model, not a curated record
CCGCGCGUGGCAGCUCUCAGGCUUCUUCUCUGUUCUAUGUCUGGUACUAGCCAUUAGGUCUGUUGGUGCCGAAGUGUGGAGACUGUGAGCGUGGAACCAGUGUUGGUUUAUACGCGAAUGCGAAAAUAUGGCAAGUUCGUCACGAAAUUCUACAAACAAAGUUUGUUGUUACGCACAUCCAGAUGCUCCACUUAUAGAAGAUUACAGGGCGGGAGAUCAAAUUUGUUCGGAAUGCGGAUUGGUCGUGGGGGACAGAGUGAUAGACGUGGGCUCAGAAUGGCGGACGUUUAGCAAUGAAAAGUCAGGCGUGGACCCGUCGCGAGUUGGCGGCCCAGAGAAUCCACUUCUCAACGGCGCGGACCUGUCGACGAUGAUUGGGCCGGGAACGGGCGCCGCGUCUUUCGACGGCUUCGGUACCGCCAAGUACCAGAAUCGGCGUACCAUGAGCAGUUCCGACCGAGCUCUGCUGAAUGCGUUUCGCGAGAUCAACAGUAUGGCGGAUCGUAUCAACUUGCCGAAAACCAUUGUGGACAGAGCCAACACGCUGUUCAAGCAAGUGCACGACGGCAAGAACCUCAAGGGUCGCGCGAACGACGCGAUUGCCUCCGCGUGCUUGUACAUUGCCUGCCGGCAGGAGGGUGUGCCGCGUACGUUCAAGGAGAUCUGCGCGGUCAGCAAGAUAAGCAAGAAGGAGAUCGGGCGGUGCUUCAAGCUGAUUCUCAAAGCUCUCGAGACCAGCGUGGAUCUUAUCACCACCGGUGACUUUAUGUCCAGAUUUUGUUCCAAUCUGGGCCUCCCCAACAUGGUACAGAGAGCCGCUACGCAUAUCGCUAGGAAAGCAGUGGAGAUUGACAUUGUACCUGGAAGAUCGCCCAUCUCUGUUGCCGCUGCAGCAAUUUACAUGGCGUCACAGGCAUCGGAAGACAAGAGAUCGCAGAAGGAGAUCGGCGACAUCGCCGGUGUUGCGGACGUCACGAUCCGGCAGUCGUACAAACUAAUGUAUCCGCAUGCGAGCAAACUCUUUCCGGAAGAUUUCAGAUUUGCCACACCGAUCGAUCAGUUACCACAGAUGUAAAGUUCGGAAAGUUUUCUUCCGGAAUAUAUAUAUUUAAUCGUUUUAAAGGAACACUUGUUUUCCAUUACGAGCAUAAACUGAUUAUGUCAUUAUUUCACACGGGGGGGGGGGGGUUACAUUCCUAAAUAAUUUCAAUGCAAUUCGUUAUUUUCUUUUAUCCAUAGACAGUAGUGUAUGUGUUAAUAAAUUUCCCUUCUCUCUUUUUAAUCGAUUUUCUUCAGAAUGCAUUUUUCCCCGAGGAUGUAUCGGCGCUUACGUGGAAUAUAUUUAAUUUCUAUGACAUUUUAUACUCUGCGGUAAUAAAAAUUGUCUCGUGCGGUUCUUCGAGUUGCACGCAACUCGGCUUUCCGCUAUGUUCUCGUAUUUAUAACGGAAAACAAGUCCGUUCAGAGUAUCGCGCUGGUGUAGCAGAUAAGACAACUAUUUUUCCAUCUGCACGUAAUUAGAACGCAAAUUCUUACAGGAUGGCCUCCCAUUAUUUGACAUACAUGCGUAAGACAUGCAUACAUACGUAAGGAUUUGUAGUUGACAUGAUUAUAUAAUUAACUGUAAUUAUAUAUUAAUUAUAUAAUUAUUAUACAAUUUUCUAUGUGUAUAUAAUUGGUAUAUAUAUAUGCUUAAUUAUAUAAUUAAUAUUUAUAAGGAUAUACAUAUAGUAACAUACAAGAUUAGACGGUUUAGUAGACGUACAAGAUGGAGGGGAACAGGAAACUGUGUAUAUAUGUAUACGUGUGCGUGAUUAUAUGUUCAAUUCUAUGUUUCCUACAAAGUCCUUGUGUAUUUCCUCGAUAGGAUUUGGCCACUGAUUCCGAGCAUCUUUUCGCAAAUACGCAUAAAGCCGUAUUAUCGCAAUCGAGAUUGUCGUACAAUAAGGAUAUUGUAUAAAAUUUAUUCUGUGAUAUUUAAAAAGCGAAAGGAGAGAAACAACAUUACCGCGAGUGUUUCGUCAAUUUGUGCCCGACGCAUACGAUAUUCUCAAACGCAUGAAAAUGUACCGGCUGAUUACACGCCGCAUUACACGUUAAUCCCCUGUGUUCUUAAGACAGUAAUAAAAUUCGAAUUUGACCCCUGAGAA